This is a messenger RNA of Schistocerca piceifrons (Central American locust), 792 nucleotides long. Its product is annotated as glycine-rich cell wall structural protein 1.0-like. The record is from RefSeq and is a predicted model, not a curated record. The coding region runs from base 1 to 792 and encodes 263 amino acids. Lineage: Eukaryota; Metazoa; Arthropoda; Insecta; Orthoptera; Acrididae. The transcript has 3 exons.
AUGGCUCGUGUAGGAUACACCAGGCAGCAACCCAAGCUAGGCGGUCGCAAGAUACGGCGAGCAAAAUCAGGAAAGGAGACAGGAAGGCAGCCAACACAUAUCCUCCAUACUGAACCGGCAGACCGCGUGCAACCAACUCCACAUAUACGUGGUUGCUUCCCACCUCGUACCUCGCGGCGUCUCAGCAGGCGGCGACCAGGCGGGGGCGGCGAGUCCCGGCAGGCGGCGGCGGCGGCGGCGGCGAGGACCGGAAGGCGGCGACCAAGCGGCGGCGGCGGCGGCGGCGGCGGCGGCGGCGAGCACCGGCAGGCGGCGACCAGGCGGGGGCGGCGAGUCCCGGCAGGCGGCGGCGGCGGCGGCGGCGGCGGCGGCGAGGACCGGAAGGCGGCGACCAAGCGGCGGCGGCGGCGGCGGCGGCGGCGGCGGCGAGCACCGGCAGGCGGCGACCAGGCGGGGGCGGCGAGUCCCGGCAGGCGGCGGCGGCGGCGGCGGCGAGGACCGGAAGGCGGCGACCAAGCGGCGGCGGCGGCGGCGGCGGCGGCGGCGGCGAGCACCGGCAGGCGGCGACCAGGCGGGGGCGGCGAGUCCCGGCAGGCGGCGGCGGCGGCGGCGGCGGCGGCGGCGAGGACCGGAAGGCGGCGACCAAGCGGCGGCGGCGGCGGCGGCGGCGGCGGCGGUGUGGCAAAAGACAGUUACGAGGAGCCUGUGUUGCUGUCGCUAAAGCUGUUACAUGUUAAUCUGAGGUUCUGGGGUUUGUCGCCAGAUCUUGUGGUGACAACAGGUGACCACUAA